AUGUCUGAUAUCAGCCAACAGAUGAACAAUUUGAGUGUUCAGGACAAUAAGAGUAACGGAUCCGGUCGUAGACAAUACGUUCCGCCCCAUUUGAGAAAUAGACCGCAAGGACAAUCCAACGGGUCUGCUCCUGACGACGACAUCCCCUUUGGCGGAUCGGGCCGUUCUAGCUACGACGGCUUUGGAGGCAGAGGAGGCGGUGGUGGCUACAACAGCUUUGGAGGCAGCGGCGGCGCCAGAGGAGGCGCCGCUGGCUACGCGAGAGGUGGCGGCCGUGGUGGCGCUCGCGGUGGCAGGUACCAGAGACCCAGUCCCGGUGUGGGCAGAUGGGUCGACGGCAAGCACGAGCCAGCACCCAAGAACGAGAGAUUGGAGUUGGACUUGUUUGGCACUGCCGAUGACUCCCAGUUCCAGUCCUCGGGAAUCAACUUUGACAACUACGACGAUAUCCCCGUUGAAGCUAGUGGUGAGGGCGUCCCCGAGCCAAUCACUUCCUUCACAGCGCCACCUUUGGAUGAGUUGUUGGUUGAAAACAUCAAAUUGUCGAGAUUCACCAAGCCCACCCCGGUGCAGAAGUACUCGGUGCCCAUUGUUGCUGCAGGUAGAGACUUGAUGGCGUGUGCCCAAACCGGUUCCGGUAAGACUGGUGGGUUCCUUUUCCCCGUCUUGUCUGAAUCGUACAUGAAUGGACCAGCGCCGGUUCCCGAGACGACUGGUGCUUUUUCUUCGCACAAGGUUUACCCUACUAUUUUGGUUAUGGCUCCAACUAGAGAGUUGGUUUCUCAAAUCUAUGACGAAAGUAAGAAAUUCUCCUACAGAUCAUGGGUUAGACCUUGUGUCGUUUACGGUGGUGCCGAUAUCGGUAACCAGAUUAGACAAUUGGACAGAGGCUGCGACUUGUUGGUUGCAACGCCAGGUCGUCUUAAGGAUUUGUUGGAAAGAGGAAGAGUCUCGUUGUCCAACAUCAAGUACUUGGUUUUGGACGAAGCUGAUAGAAUGUUGGAUAUGGGGUUUGAGCCACAAAUUAGACACAUUGUGCAAGAGUGUGACAUGCCCGACGUUCAAGAUAGACAAACUUUGAUGUUUUCCGCUACAUUCCCAAGAGACAUCCAAAUGUUGGCUCGUGAUUUCUUAAAGGACUACAUUUUCCUUUCAGUUGGUAGAGUUGGUUCCACUUCGGAAAACAUCACGCAAAAGAUUCUUUACGUUGAAGAUGAGGAGAAGAAAGAUGUCAUUUUGGACUUGUUGAAUGCCAAUAGCUCGGGUCUCACUAUUGUCUUUACCGAAACCAAGAGAAUGGCUGACAACUUGGCUGAUUUCUUGUAUGACCAAGGUUUUCCAGCUACUGCUAUCCACGGUGACAGAUCGCAAUACGAAAGAGAAAAAGCGUUGGCUGCUUUUAAAUCGGGCCAGGCCCCCAUCUUGGUUGCCACCGCCGUUGCCGCUAGAGGUUUGGAUAUCCCCAACGUGUCACACGUCAUCAACUAUGACUUGCCUAGUGACAUUGAUGACUAUGUUCAUAGAAUCGGUCGUACUGGUCGUGCGGGUAACGUUGGUAUUGCCACUGCAUUCUUCAACAGAAACAAUAGAAACAUUGUCAAGGGCAUGAUUGACUUGUUGAGCGAGGCAAACCAAGAGAUGCCCGACUUUUUGACCAAGAUUGCUAGAGAAUCGGCAUUUGGUGGUGGCAGACCGACCCGUGGUGGCCCACGCGGCGGCGGCAUGGGAUCUCGUGGUGGUGCCAACAGAGAUUUCAGAAGAUCCGGUGGAGGCAGCAGUGGUGGCUACGGCAACUCUGGCUGGGGAUCAAACUCAAGCUCUGGCUGGGGUGGCUCUUCCAACAGCGGCUGGGGCAACUCCAACGGUGGUGGCUACUCCAACGGCGGCGGUGCUCGUUCUAGCUUCAAUGACAAUGCAAGCUACGGAAAUCCAUCCUCCAACGCCGGCUCAUGGUGGUGA
This is a messenger RNA of Lodderomyces beijingensis, 1959 nucleotides long. NCBI's taxonomy places the organism in Eukaryota, Fungi, Ascomycota, Pichiomycetes, Serinales, Debaryomycetaceae. The record is from the annotation of a GenBank genome assembly.